Molecule: messenger RNA, 1356 nt
Organism: Cokeromyces recurvatus
Lineage: Eukaryota; Fungi; Mucoromycota; Mucoromycetes; Mucorales; Mucoraceae
Exons: 3
Coding region: 29-1213 (394 amino acids)
Source: RefSeq, a predicted model, not a curated record
UUCUUUUUUCCCUUUUCUCUUUAUCCUUAUGCAUAUCUCUUUAAUAGCUGGACCUAUAUCGCCCAAUAAACUCAAGAACAUACUUAGUAUACCCAUUCUUGCUCUCUUUUUUAUUGGGCUCUUUUUUAUAUCUACUUUAAAAUUUAGAAUUAUAUAUACAGCACCAUCUGUGAGUGCAUGUGAAAACUGUAGUAAAAGCUCUAUUUUAGAACAAGAAUUAAAGCCACCCAGCCCAAAAUAUGUUACACAACCUAUUCAUCCUAAGCCCACUCAAUACCCUUUCACGAUUGUCACAGCUUCUAGUGCAAAUCAUUUGUGUUCCCUUGAAAAUUUUCUUUAUUCACUUUAUCAAUUACGAGAAGAAGUAGACAUUAGUGAAUUUCCACGUAUUAUUGUUUAUAAUAUUGGCAUGAAUCGUACUCAAUUACCGAUUCUCGAUCAAUUUGUACAGACAGGAUUAGUCGACGAGUUAGUUACCUUUGAUUAUUUUAAAUAUCCUCGAUUUUGGGAUGUCGCGAUAAAUGCCGGUGAAUAUGCAUGGAAGACAGGUAUUGUACAUGAGGUGGCAACAAAUAAAACCAUCAUGGAUCAAUCAAAUGGUUUAUUAGUAUGGUUAGAUGCAGGCAAUGUAGUGACAGCUGAAUUUAUACGCUCUAUCCCUACUCUUCUACGAGACCCAAAUCAACAGUCCACAGGAUUUUGGUCACCCAGAUCCUCCAAGACGAUGGCUCAAUGGACUCACCCUGGGCUCUAUAAGUAUUUUGAUGCGAAUCCUUUACAAUAUGCUCAUAAUCCAAAUUGUAAUGGUGCUGCCUUAGGAUUUGAUGUUUGGAAUGAAUCUGUAAUGCAAGGUUUAGUGGAACCUUGGUUUCAUUGCGGUUUAGAUAAAAACUGUAUAGCUCCGCCUGGUUCCUCAAGAGCCAAUCAUCGACAAGACCAGGCAGCACUUACAUUUUUAGCCUAUCGUAUGGGUUUACAGUGUAGAAUGUCUCCACAAUACUAUAACAUACAAAUUCAUAGAGAUAAAGCAUGUCGUACUGAAUUAAUGGCAUUAGAAGUUCAAGAAAAAUUAAAUCAUCCCAGUUCAAUAGAUUUGCCAAAAUGGUAUGCUAGUAAUACUUUACAGUUAUAUUAUCACCCAGAAUGGAGAUACCCCGAAAAUCAAAUUCCAGAACAUCUAGCUAAAUUAUUAAAUCCUCCAUUAUUUAGUUAAUAUUUGCAUGUAUAUAUAUAUAUUUAUAUGAAUAUAUUUAUUUAUUAUUUAAUUUAUUCUAUAAUAAUAAUAAUAAAAAGGAAAGGGAAAAUUCAAACAUACAGGAAAAUAUAUAUAUGUAUAUUAUAUAGAAGAAACAUCUA